Molecule: messenger RNA, 746 nt
Organism: Schizophyllum commune H4-8
Lineage: Eukaryota; Fungi; Basidiomycota; Agaricomycetes; Agaricales; Schizophyllaceae
Exons: 1
Coding region: 197-658 (153 amino acids)
Source: RefSeq, a predicted model, not a curated record
ACGUGGAUGUCGAUUGUUUGGAGGCAAUUGAAAGAUAUUUAAGGACAUAGUUGAAGCAGAAUAUAAGAGGUUACAGAGCGAAUGAUCGCAAGCCAGUACAGGAUUCAUCCCAGAAUUGUUGUGACGCGCUAUCUUCCGAGGCAAGGAGGCUUAGGAAGAGGGAAGCUUGCAUCCUCUAGACCCAUAUUUGGGAAGAAUGGGCAUCAUCAUACGCCCAAGAGCACAUAGCGAGUGCACCACCUGUACAACCUCACCCUUCAUGCGCCUGAUCUCCAUCGAGAUUCGAAACUCAUCUUUCCAAGUGGAGGCAUACCGAAGGCAUGCGUCUUGUCAGAGAACAGAAAGCCAAAGGCGGCACGCCAGUUGGCCCCCUCGACAAAGUCGAGGGGUUCACCCUUGGGCCGCGAUGAGGCCUGGCGCCGGUCGCGCUCAAGAGCGCAACCUAUGGGCUGUUGUGGCCCGGUCUCCCUUGAGGGGAGACCAGAAGAAAACCUCAGUGGGUCUAAGGAUGGCGGGACCGCCUACAGAUGUAAGACGGCCCGAGAGCGAGGCUCAGCCUGGGGAAUCGAUGACAGGCUUGCCGCGAGUACAGCGCGCGGCAAAAGCGCCGGCGAAGAGGAUUGACGAAGAGACUUUGGCUCGCUGCUGCGAACCUUGAAUGGUUGCUUGCUCAGCGCCCUGACAUGGUUUGACGCCGUGGAAAAGAACACUAUAAUCAGGCCAGUAAUCAGCACGAUUCAGACGAA